Messenger RNA from Vigna umbellata (rice bean), 993 nucleotides. Its product is annotated as protein FAR1-RELATED SEQUENCE 5-like. NCBI's taxonomy places the organism in Eukaryota, Viridiplantae, Streptophyta, Magnoliopsida, Fabales, Fabaceae. The record is from RefSeq and is a predicted model, not a curated record.
AUGGAAGAAGCAAAAAAAAAUUACACAAACUAUGCCAUUAGAUGUGUAUAUGUUGUGCGCAUAAGAACAUCUAAAAAAGAUAACAACAACAAUGUCAACUACUUGAGAUUAGUUUGCUCAAGGGAAGGGAAAUAUGUCUCUUCAAUCAAGCCUGAGGUGAAAACACUUCCUAGCCAAACCAACCAAUGUCCAACUGGCAUAACCAUUGCAAGGAAGGAUGAUAAAUGGUUUAUAAGGACCGUUGUCCUAGACCACAGUCAUGAUCUAUGCCCAAAAACCUCCAAGCUAAUUCCUGGCAAUAGGAAAUUGAGCAUGCAAGCUAAACGCACAUUGGAGGUCAAUGAUGAUGCUGGAGUCCGGAUUAAUAAGAGUUUCCUUAGCAUUAUGAGCGAUGCAGGUGGAUUUGAAAAUAUGGACUUCAUAGAGCGAGAUGCGCGAAACUACAUUGGCCAAUACAUAAGAUCUUUAUGUAAGGAUGGUGAUGGACAAGCCCUCCUACGACACUUUCCAUCAAUGAAAGAUUUCAAUAACGAUUUCUUUUAUGAAAUUGUAUUGUAUGAAGGCAAUACAAUUUGUAGUGUCUUUUGGGCAGAUGCAAGAACUCGAGACGCCUGUGAAGAAUUUGGUGAUGUGGUGUCUUUCAACACCACUUACUUAACAAAUAAGUAUGACAUGCCAUUUGCGCCUUUCGUCAGAGUUAACCAUCAUGUUGAUCGUGAAACAAAGAAACGAAGGCCAUCUUCUUCUCGUGAUGGACGUCGUCGCCAACGCAAUCCAACACCAUCCCCACCAUCAUCCCCACCACCACCAAACAAUGAACUUUUCUCCUCUGAUGAACAAUAUGAGAAAUUUGCAAACCAUUUUUUCAAUUGUGAAAUAUUGGAAAGCAAAUAUCUCGAAGAUGCUUACUUUGAAGGAAGAAAUUUUCAAUUCUACGACAUAUUGUCUGAGGCUGGGCUGACGAAAUUUGUGUCCUUAAAUAGAGAUUUCUAG